AUGAGUUAUAGUUUUCAAGAAAACACUUCCUUGCCAUCAGGGCUAGAACUAGAUGAGGCAUCACCAGAAUGGCACAGCAAAGCAGACAACGGAUGGCAACUUACAGCAACAACUAUGGUUUGUCUACAAAGUGUUCCUGGUCUUGUAAUACUAUAUGGAAGCAUGGUAAAGAAGAAAUGGGCUGUGAACUCUGCUUUUAUGGCCUUAUAUGCAUUUUCAGCAGUUCUUGUUUGUUGGGUCUUAUGGGCCCAUCAAAUGUCAUUUGGUGACAAAAUGAUCCCAUUACUAGGAAAGCCCAAAUCAGCCCUUUCUGAAAGGUACCUUUUGGGCCAAUCAAGAUCUGGUCAGGUUCCUAUGGCUGACUAUGUGUUCUAUCAGUUUGCUUUUGCUGCUAUUACAGUGAUUUUAUUAGCUGGGUCUUUGCUUGGGAGAAUGAAUAUUUAUGCUUGGAUGCUUUUUGUUCCUUUAUGGCUAACACUUAGUUAUACAGUUGGGGCUUUUAGUAUUUGGGGAGGAGGGUUUCUUGAAGACCAUAUAAUUGAUUAUGCAGGUGGCUAUGUUAUUCAUUUAUCUUCUGGUGUGGCUGGUUUCACUGCUGCUUAUUGGGUAGGACCCAGGCAUUCACAUGAUAGGCAGCACUUCCCACCAAACAACAUAAUUCACAUGUUGGGAGGAGCAGGGUUUCUGUGGUUGGGAUGGACGGGGUUCAAUGGUGGAUCUCCAUUUGCUGCUGGUCUUAUUACAUCAUUGGCAAUUUUAAAUACACAUAUUUGCACUGCCACAAGUCUUUUGGUAUGGGUUUCCUUUGACAUGAUCAUUUACAAGAAAAGCUCUGUCAUUGGUGCUGUCCAAGGGAUGAUCACUGGCCUUGUCUGCAUCACCCCUGGUGCAGGAGUAGUAGAACCAUGGGCAGCAUUGUUGAUGGGAGCAAUGUCUGGUUCAGUAACAUGGUACACCAUGAUGGUAUUGCACAGAAGAUCAGCAUUAUUCCAAAGUGUCGAUGAUACAUUAGCCGUCUUUCACACGCACGCAGUGGCUGGCCUUCUCGGAGGCAUUCUGUCCGGCAUCUUUGCUAAACCUGCCCUUCUACGGCUAAUGUAUCCGAAGUCCACAUAUGGAACGGGGUUAAUGUAUAGCUUCACUGAUGGAAGACUCAAAAAUGGCUUUAAGCAAAUGGUUUCCCAGGUUGAAGGAGCAGCUUUUAUUACUGCUUGGAAUGCAGUUGUCACAAGCUUAAUUUGUAUUCUGAUAAGCCGCAUAGUUAAUCUUAGGAUGGAAGAAGAUGACCUGGAAAUAGGCGAUGAUGCUGUACACGGCGAAGAAGCCUAUGCACUUUGGGGUGAUGGAGAGAUAAUGCCAAAAGUUCGUCGUCAUCCACGACUUCGGAGACUACCUGCUUUUUGCCAAUGGCUGCUUUGAUACUCUCUGACUGCACUCAAAUCUGUUACGAGCAUCUAAUAAGCUAUGAAGUCUUAAGGAAUAUGGUAAUACUCAUUACAGAAGCUUUUGUUCAGUUUUUAUCAGACUGUUGCACCUGCCUGCAUUCAAAAUGUCAAUUUUCAUGUGGGAAGAGAAAAAAGCUGUAAGAAAAUUUCCAGAAAGAGAAAUUCUUAAGUGAAUAAUCAUUCACAGUGUAUCAUCCUGUACGACUUCACAAUUUCAGAAGUAGUCUUAUCGAGGAUGAGGGUGUUUUAUGUGAAGCACAAUCUUUAAGGAAAGAACUGUCAUUCACAACUACUAAA
Messenger RNA from Jatropha curcas, 1742 nucleotides. RefSeq names its product ammonium transporter 2 member 3. Gene Ontology annotation, biological process: ammonium transmembrane transport. The record is from RefSeq and is a predicted model, not a curated record. Gene Ontology annotation, cellular component: plasma membrane. Gene Ontology annotation, molecular function: ammonium channel activity. NCBI's taxonomy places the organism in Eukaryota, Viridiplantae, Streptophyta, Magnoliopsida, Malpighiales, Euphorbiaceae.